Cajanus cajan (pigeon pea) is the source of this 1806-nucleotide messenger RNA. Its product is annotated as RNA-binding CRS1 / YhbY (CRM) domain-containing protein. Gene Ontology annotation, molecular function: RNA binding. Lineage: Eukaryota; Viridiplantae; Streptophyta; Magnoliopsida; Fabales; Fabaceae. The record is from RefSeq and is a predicted model, not a curated record. Gene Ontology annotation, biological process: Group II intron splicing.
ACCACUGCUCAAACAUUAUGCACCCUUAAAGCUUAAACCCUAAUGUCCCUCCUCGCUGGUCUUACCCGCCAAAAUUCAGCCACCGCCACGCUGCUCACGCGCCACCUCUCCUCCGCCGCCUCCAAACUCCACGCCUGCUACACUUUCAAACCCCCUUCUUCUCUCACUCCCGAGGCCCAAUGCCCCAAUUCCCCUCCCACCAAGCCCAACCAGAAAAAGGCCAAGCCCAAGUACCGGCCCCCCUCCUCCCUCGACCGGAGUGGCCGCAAAACGGUCCGUUCCGACGACUUGCCCUUCGACUUCCGAUUCAGCUACACGGAGAGCAGCCCCAAGGUGCGACCCAUCGGGCUGAGGGAGCCCAAGUACUCGCCCUUUGGGCCGGACCGGCUCGACCGGAAGUGGACCGGAGUGUGUGCCCCCGCGGUGGACCCCACGGUGCAGACCUUGGAGGGUGCGGAGGACCCUAAGUUGGAGGAGCAAAGGAAGAAGAAGAGAGAGAUGAUUCAAGGAAAACCGCUUUCCAGUGAUGAGAGAAAGGCACUGGUUUCGCAAUGCGAGAGAAGCAAAACUAACAAGCAUGUCAAUAUCGGGAGGGAUGGUUUAACUCACAACAUGCUGAAUGUUAUUCAUAACCAUUGGAAAUUUGCUGAAGCAGUUAGAAUCAAAUGCAUGGGUGUUCCAACGAUGGACAUGAAUAAUAUUUGUACCCAGCUUGAGGACAAAACAUUUGGGAAGGUCAUUUUCAGACAUGGGGGUACACUUGUAUUAUACAGAGGCAGGAAUUAUAAUCCAAAAAAGAGGCCUGUAAUUCCUCUUAUGUUGUGGAAACCCCAUGAACCUGUAUAUCCCAGACUGAUCAAGACAACAAUUGAUGGUUUAAGUAUUCAGGAAACAAAAGAAAUGCGGAAGAGAGGACUAACUAUUCCUGCUUUAACAAAACUUGCCAAAAAUGGUUAUUAUGCUUUUUUGGUACCCAUGGUCAGAGAUGCUUUCCUCUCCUGUGAAUUGGUUCGGAUAGACUGCACAGGGCUUGAGAGGAAAGAUUACAAGAAAAUAGGCUGCAAACUCAGGGACCUGGUCCCCUGUAUUCUGGUGACAUUUGAUAAUGAACAAAUUGUGGUUUGGAGGGGGAAGGAUUAUAAGCCACCGAAGGAUGGAAGCUUUCUUAAAGUUAAAGAUCGAGAAUCAUUUGAUGAUGACAUGUAUGUAGAAAAAGAGGAACAUGUUAAUGAGACUAAACACUGCAAUCAACUGUGUUAAUUAAGUGAAAUCUUUGGGCAAAUUGCAGCCAUGAAUCAGAAAUUCUUUGUAAAUGCAGUCAAUGAGGGAGUUUGAGAAAAUUUACUGCCAAGGUUGAUGCUUCUAUUUGGACAAACAAGAUAUCUUCAAACUGCUCUUGUCCAUGACUCAUUUUUAGCCUUAAAAGUUGUAAGGAAAAAUCUGAAGCUAUAGGAUGAGUUUUUAAUCAUAUGCUGGCUAUCACAGUGCAGAACUGCAGUUUGGUUGGGAAUUUUCAUAUUCUCCAUGAUCUGCAAAUGGUGCACAAAGCUCUUCUAGUACGAAUCAGAUUGGAAGUAAAGUCGAGAGAUUUCAUACGUUGUUUUGCCACAAAUUCACACCAGCCAAUCAGGAAUCAAUUCAUAUUUUGCUGACAUAGCCGUUUGGUAUUUCAUGCUGUGAGAAUCUUAGACUGUAAAUUGAGUUGUUUUCAGACCAUAGUCAUGGGGGAACUCGGUUCAAAAGCCAAAAUCGAGUAAUUGACUGUUUGAUAUGAAAAGUUCAAAUACUAUUAUUUUUUAUAUUGCA